Messenger RNA from Diprion similis, 1384 nucleotides. RefSeq names its product RNA-binding protein 1 (gene Rbp1). Gene Ontology annotation, molecular function: RNA binding. Gene Ontology annotation, biological process: mRNA splicing, via spliceosome. Gene Ontology annotation, cellular component: nuclear speck. NCBI's taxonomy places the organism in Eukaryota, Metazoa, Arthropoda, Insecta, Hymenoptera, Diprionidae. The transcript is spliced from 6 exons. Bases 166 to 657 code for a protein of 163 amino acids. The record is from RefSeq and is a predicted model, not a curated record.
GCGCAUCGUGGUUCUUUGCCAUAUCCCGUUUACUCCACCACGCCAUUUUCUUGGUCGCAGCAUUUCUACGUGUGUAGCGUUUUGAGGCGGCUGUGCGUAGAGAGCUGUGUUUCGUUGUGGAUCCGAAGUACCUUCCGUCUGUAUUUUAUAAUAAACUUAUCAAUCAUGUCACGCUACCGUGAAUGGGAUUUAUCCUGCAAAGUAUAUGUCGGAAAUCUGGGUAGCAGUGCCAGUAAACACGAGAUUGAAAGUGCAUUCAGCAAGUACGGACCUCUCAGAAAUGUUUGGGUUGCAAGGAAUCCACCAGGGUUUGCAUUUGUCGAAUUUGAAGAUCCUAGAGAUGCCGAAGAUGCAGUUAGAGGAUUAGAUGGAACACGCUGUUGUGGGACGAGAGUAAGAGUAGAAAUGUCUUCGGGAAGAAGUCGUCGUGGUGGUGGAGGACGUAGACCAGGCCCACGAUACUCGAGAUCCAGAUCCGUAUCUCCACGAAGGAAGUCCGCAGGGCGUUAUCCCAGGUCAUUGUCGCGCAGUCCGCGGGGGACGUCAAUAGACCGCUUCUCUAGGUCAAGGUCACGCAGCCCAAGAAGGAGGUCACUUACCAGAAGUAGAAGCCGCGAUCGUCGCUCACGUUCCGACUCUCGCGACAGACGGUACUGAAAUAUAUAUCCCUUCACGUUUACCGUAUUUUGCCCGAUCACCAUCUACAUUUCAGUUCCACACUUUUGAACCUCUGGUAUCAAACGCGCACUGAAGAUUCGUUCUCAUCGAUUUCAGAAUAAAUAUUUAAAUUCAUAUCUUUUCUUUACUCGCUUCAUUCGUUAUCGCGUUCCUACAGCAAUUGUAAAGUUUUAUUUUAUUUUUUUUGUUUCUCCUUUUCCUGCCUCGCUGAUUUAUUUCAAUUAGUAGAACCUCAUAGAGCACCGUUGAUACAUUGAUAUUUGUUUAAUAAAGACAGCUCAAAAUAAUAGGUAGAGUUCUGAUAACGGCGACAGUGACUAUAAAUUGAAGGUCAUAAGUUAUAGACAAUGUAGAUACUUGCAUACGAUGAUUGAUGAUUGUAAAUAGUGUAAACACAGAGUGACGUGUAUUUGGUCUUGAAAUUGUAAUUGUGAUAGACGUCUUUUUAAUUACGUAAAUACCUAUUAUUGUCUACAGCGAUUUUUUUUUUUUUUUUUGUAACGUCGGUGCAACGAACCCGCGUAUAGUCAAUUUUGAGCUUCUUUAAACGCAAUCGGAUUUUCCUUCGUUCUAUUCUACAGUAUUGUUCUAUUUAAUUACAGUUAGAUCCUAAACGUUCGAGAAUGGACGGACUUAAAAAUCCGAAGAAGAAGAAGAGCAAAGCAUUCUUUGUACAUUAAUUGAAUCACAUGUUCAAAAAAGAAAC